Messenger RNA from Culex quinquefasciatus (southern house mosquito), 1230 nucleotides. RefSeq lists its product as uncharacterized. The coding region runs from base 1 to 1230 and encodes 409 amino acids. The transcript has a single exon. The record is from RefSeq and is a predicted model, not a curated record. Lineage: Eukaryota; Metazoa; Arthropoda; Insecta; Diptera; Culicidae.
AUGAAGUUUUUGGUACUAACGCUGCUGGUGCUGCUGGCAUCAGGAGGCGAAGCCUCCGCAGAUAUUGGAGACUUUUUCGAGAAGAUCUUUGAAGUGUUCAAGCCUAGUGGAGCCACGCAGAAUGAGACUGCCACCCAUCAGAAUGAAACGACGACGACGACAACGGCUGUUCCGACUGGGGUUAGUACGACAAAGUCACUAGAGAACAGCACAGCGAAUGCUACCACGACUGAAGCAAGUGUAACGAGCUCGGAAUCCAGCGUUACCAAGCUGGUUGCCCUAGAAAACGCUACCAGCACGACCGAAUCGAGUGCUACUAAGCUGCUGAGCAGUACAGAAAGUGCUACCACGACAACGGAAGCGAGCGUUGCCACGUCCUCUGAAGUGAGCGUUAGCAAGCAGGAAAAUGCUACCACGACGGAGGCUGGCAAAGCUAGUUCAACUGAAGCGAGCGUUACCAAGCUGCUGCCAGUGAAUGUUACUUCAAACAAUACGAAAUCCACUGAAGAGGCUGUUAAAAGUGAUGUUGAAGUGACUACCACGGAGAUCGAGGAGACUACGACUGAGCUGGUGGAUGAGACUACACUCCUGGUGUCGAGCACCACCGAGGAGCUGAACACGACUACAGUGAUAUUCCAUCUGUUCCAUCCAAACACUACCACCACUACAACGGAGGCAACGACUGUCGAAACGUCAUCGGUAGCGCCUAACUCCACGGCGGAGGCAUCGAACUCUACCGAAUCGGUGUCCGUUAGCUCAUCAACAGCUGCUACCACGGAAGCCACCCAGAACUCCAGCAGUUCUGCUGGAAAGGUCGAGGCGACAACGGAGACGUUCAACAGCUCCAGCAGCUCAACCGGCAAGGUUGAGACAACCACUUCAUUAGCAUCCAGUAGUGAAGCUACCAAGAGCGCGUCAACAACUGUUGGUAACGCUUCGUCGACUCUUGCCAGCCCAUUAGCAGCUAGCAGCAGCAGCAUCGUCAACGGAGUCCUCUGCAACACGACGUACCUGCCGGGUAGCAACACGAAGGUGAUUUCUUGUGCGGAAUCUGCCGAGUACGAAACGACGACCGGUAAGCUCCGCCCCAGGCGACAGUCCAGCUGGGGAACGGUCGCCGGAGGCUUGGACGAGGAUGCCGAUGAAGAUGACGAUGGCGAGGAGGAGUCGGACGACGAUGGGGACGUUUUCGAAGGUGAAACCUACUACACGACGGAAAUUAGCGGCUAA